Molecule: messenger RNA, 7581 nt
Organism: Coturnix japonica (Japanese quail)
Lineage: Eukaryota; Metazoa; Chordata; Aves; Galliformes; Phasianidae
Gene: SLC19A2
Product: solute carrier family 19 member 2
Biological process (GO): transmembrane transport; thiamine transport
Cellular component (GO): plasma membrane
Molecular function (GO): thiamine transmembrane transporter activity
Source: RefSeq, a predicted model, not a curated record
UGGUUAGUGAGCAUGGGCUGACAAUUGGACUAAGUGGUCUUUUCCGACCUUAACAAUUAUGACUUAAGAAGGCUUAAGAAGUGUUCUGAAAGAUUCUAAGUAAUUAAUUUUUUUUAUGUGAGCUUAGACAAGUGCAGGACCGCAUACACCUGCAUUGAUUUUACAAGUUGGAGGCUCUGCUUCUGCUUGCUAACAGAUGGGACUUUGGUCAGUUUGAGCCAGCCGUCCUGGCUGUCCUCUUCCAACCUCUUGUGCACCCCUGGCCUACAAGCUGGAGGUACAGAGUGGAAAAAAUAGAAGACCUUGACACUGUGCAGAUGCUGUUCAGCAAUAGCUAAACCAUUGUCAACAUAGUUUUAGUCACAAAUCCAAAACUCAGCACCAUCCCUGAAGAAAAUCGGCUUAAUCCCUGCCAGAUCAGUACGAUCUCCACUCAUUCCAUACUGUUUAUAUCACACACAAAUCUUACAACAUCUUCAAGAUCUUCACUAACCAUCACCUCACUUCUCAUCCUUUGAUGUGUGCAUACACAGAUAUUCUCUUAGCCUAUGGUUCGCUCCUGUGAAACAUCCAUUGAGUUCAUAGUCCACGACUGCGGUUCCGUUUGCUAAGGUCAUUGCUCAGGAGAGGGGGGAAGUGUUGUAUUGAGUUACUGGAGUUCAGCACGUCCAGCACAGAAGCGUUGCCCAGGCAAUCUGCCAGCCUGGGUACAUGGUCAGUGUGGUUAUCAAAAUGUUCCUAGGCACAGCAGAGUAAGGUGAUAAGUGCAUUAAACAGCAAAAGCCAAAAACAAUCUCUAACCAGCGCUAGACUAACAAACAUUAAGGCUCGGGACCCUGCCUAUUAACAGCUAAACAGCUCAAAUAGCAAUAAAUCCUCUAGCACACUGAUCAAAUCUGCCAUUGUCUCAAACCCCUUUUUGGGCACCAAAAAUGACUGUGACUGUGAUAGCAGCCAGCAGGGAAACCCCCCCACCCCUUUGUUUGCUCACUCCUCCUGACAAAAGGGGCAAAAGCAAGAAACAUUUGUGGAUCGACAUAAAGACCAUUUAACAAGCAAAUCAAAGUUAGGAAUUAAUUCACUCCUUCCCAUUGGUGGGCAGAAAUCCAGCCAUUUCCCGGAAAUUAGGGCCUCAGUGUGCCAAAUGCCAUGACCUUGAAUAUCCCUCCUUCCUCGUGCUCUCACCCAGCAUUCAGGGCUGAGAAUGACGCCAUGUAGCACAGAAUAUCCCUGUGCUUAGUUUGCAUUAGUUGCUGUGGUUGUGUCCUCUCAGCCUCUCACCUGCCCACUCACUGCAGGCCACAAUGGAAAUAGGGAAGGCCUCGAUGCUGUGCAAGUUCAGCAAUAGCCAAACUAUCGGCGCCUUGUUAAUAUGGUUUUAGUCACAGAUUCCAAACAAAGCACCCGGGGGUUACUGUGAAGAAAAUUAACUUUGUCCUAGUGGGAUGAAUUACUCAGAGUAUUAUAUACUCCCUCUGUUCACAGGAAGGGAGAUGUGAAAACAUGCCCGUGUGGGAUCUGCCAAAGCAAACUGAAGGUAAUCUCUGCUCUGUGGGCACUUUGGUGGCUGGAAAACAGUUUUCAUUACCUUGUAUGACAUCUCACUAGAUGCCACCGAGCAUUCCCUUCUGCUUUCCAGAGGCAGUGACCGUACACUGGGUCACACACAAAUUGUGCAACUGGUUGUGGAAGUGAGGUGGACGUACACAUAAACAUGGCUGAGCAGCUCAGACACAGAUGUGUGAGCUCAGUAUUCAGGCAGUUUUGUACAGUCUGAAAAGUCUCCAGCCGAUUCAGUCAGCAGAGCACCCUUCUUGCUAACAGAAUAGAUGAAGGCUCCAUGUUUUGCUGGUUCAUUGCUGGCAGUUCUGGGCAUGGUAGGAUUGCAGCUGAGCAGGCUCACCUCCACCAAGGUGUCCUGCUGUUUGCCAAGUGGGUGGCUGCCUUCACAACACAGGCAGAGCAAGGCCUAGGGGGAAUACAAAGCUGCACGUUACACAGGGAUCAGAGUCAAUGCGGAUUGUCUGUCUGUGUUCAGUCUCCCAUAAAUCUCCCAAGAUGUGCAUGAAAAUAGAUGCAAAGGAGGAUCUGGGCUUUGGGACACUUUAUGUGUUAGGGAUGUAGGUAGGAAUCUUGCAGGUGUUCAGCCCUCAGCAGCACCCUGAUACAGCUGAGAGCACAGGUGGCUUAACCAGAAUAUCGGGCCUGUGCCAAAGGGGUAAAACGAUUGCAACUUCAUAUGCAGUGAUGUGCAGGAGGUACAUUUCUGAUAGGAAAGGGCCUUUUGGAGACAUACCUGGAGGAGGAAGUGUGAGGAAAGACUCUUUAUUAAUGUGUUAAUAUCUAUCACCACAGAAAUGAGAUGCAACACUGUCUUGGAGUGACCAAUUGCUGUUCCCUAUUAGUGAGUCAUUCACUCCACUCAGUGAGUGCUGAACAUUCCCCUUCUUGCUCUCACUCCUUUAUUUUGUUUAUUCAUGGUCAUUGUAUCUCAUCCACCCAGUUUAUCCACCCGCACUUUCCUAUCAUUACCGUGCCCUAUUCUCCAUUUGUUUGUUACACCCAGCGUUUGCAUUACGCUUUAAUUACAAUAACCACCAUCUUCAUAGAAGCUGGAGAAAACUUUCCAAAAUGGAACUUGGAAUGAUUCUCAGGGCUCCUGGGAACAUCUGUGACGCCAUUCCUAAUAGGAGAAAUGCUACGCUGAGCCCACCGUGACCCAGAUAUGUCUAAAGGUACAAAUUCAGUGGGCACUGAUCUGCAGCCACCAGGCUCGGUGGGAUUCUCAGAGGUUCAUAUUUUCUCCAUUACACUUGUGCUUCUUCAUAGACAAGUUGAAGAUGAGGGCUUGGUUAUUGCUACCCAAGUGCCAUUUAUUUGAAUGCAAAUUGCAUCACUGCAUCCAAGAUCAGGCCAAGUUUUUUUUAAUGGAUUCCCUGUGGCUUUGGUUUCUUAUUGACAUUUUAACUUCAGAAUCAUACAACAGGGAUGAUACAGACCUGUCUGACUAAAUCCUUGUCUUGGGCUCCUGGAUGGGGUAUGUUCAGGAGCUUAGAUCCAGUAAUGUAACUUGUAAGGCACGGGCGCCCACCCUUUAGGUAAACCCUUUAGCAAACCCUUUAGGUUUGCCUGGGCUGAAUGAGUGAAGAGGAAUUGUCUUGGGCCACAUAUACGCAGCUGCUCCAGAAGUAAUGCCUCCUAUUGAUUUCCAUAGAAAUGACAACAGAUACAAGGAGCACAAUAACACAACACAUAACAAACUGCACAUCCCCAUUGGCCACCACUUGAGCUGGCACAGCACUGUGCCCUAUGUCCCGGUUCCAUCCCAGAUGGGGCCACAGCACACCGAUGUCCUGCUGGUGAGCUAAAUGAGAAGGAGCCUUGCAUUUCUAUUCCACUUUCCCACUGCACUUUGUUUAUCGCUCAUUGUUUUGUCUCGUUUCACUCCAACCGUGCUGUUUUCCGAGAGAAGCAGUUCCUUGCUCCAGCACCUCGAUGUCUGCCAGCUGUGAGGGCUGCAAUGCUAACACACUGAGUGAGUUCUCCAUCCGUCCAUACACAAGAGGGGUAUCAGCCCGCCCCCUCCCGCACACACGUGCUCUUCUCCCACCACAGCCCUCCCACCUCCCUGUUCCCAUUAGUCGGCCUGCCCGGCAGGAGGAGGUUUCGUACAAUGAGACGGCGGCAGGCAGUCCCACCUCCAAAGCACCAGCGAAUGGGCUUUAAGAGCGGGGCGGCGGGCCGGCAGCUGGAGGUGCCUUUGGGGAGGGAGGUGACCUCCGAGCCUGCUGUGCCGGCAUGGCGGGGCCAAGGGGGGCCCGGCCCGCCAGGAGUGGCCCCGGCUGCUGCUGGGCUCUGCCCACCGCGCUGCUGUGUGGAUACGGCUUCUUCUGCAGCGUGCGGCCCUCAGAGCCCUUUCUCACCCGGUACCUGCUGGAGCCGCACAAAAACCUCACCGAGACGCAGGUGUUCAACGAGAUCUACCCGGUGUGGACAUACUCGUACUUUGCGCUCCUCGUCCCGGUCUUCCUGAUCACUGACUACGUGCGCUACAAGCCCAUCAUCCUCCUCCAGGGCAUCAGCCUCAUCAUCACUUGGUUCUUGCUGCUCUAUGCCCAAGGGCUGCGUGCCUUCCAGCUCCUCGAGUUCUUCUAUGGGAUGGUGACAGCCACCGAGGUCGCCUACUACGCCUACAUCUACAGCGUUGUGGAUGUGGAUCUGUACCGCAAGGUCACCAGCUACUGCCGCAGUGCCACGCUGGUGGGGUACACGGUGGGCUCUGUGUGCGGGCAGCUUCUCGUGUCCCUGGCAGGGUGGUCCCUCUUCAGCCUCAAUGUCAUCUCCUUAACCUCCAUCUCCGUUGCCUUUGGCACCGCGUGGUUCCUGCCAAUGCCACAGAAAAGCCUUUUCUUCCACCACGCUGCCGCCCAGCCCUUCAGUUUGGAGAUGAAGGUCAUGGACUGUAAGAACGGGGCUGUUGUGCAGGACCAGCCUGGCGUGCCAAGGGUGCCUGGAUGGGAGGAUGAAGUCAAAAUGCCCUUAAACAGGGAGGAACGUUCAGCAGAGAAAAAGGAGCAGAAAGUAGAUGCCUUAAAAGUGCUCAAGGAUCUCUGGCAGGACUUCCUGCAGUGCUAUUCAUCUCGGACCAUGCUGUGCUGGUCAGUCUGGUGGGCACUGUCUACCUGUGGCUACUUCCAGGUCAUCAACUAUGCUCAGGGCCUGUGGGAGAUGGUGCUGCCUUCUCACAGCACGGAGAUCUACAAUGGUGGUGUGGAGGCAGCCUCAACAUUGCUGGGAGCUGUUGCAGUAUUUGUUGUGGGUCACAUAAAAACAUCCUGGGCCAUGUGGGGUGAAGUGGCACUUGCCCUGUUCUCCUUUCUUAUUGCUGCUGCUGUAUAUAUUAUGGACACUGUUCACAACAUCUGGGUGUGCUACGCAUCUUAUGUUGUCUUCAGAAUUAUUUACAUGCUGCUAAUCACAAUAGCGACGUUUCAGAUUGCUACAAAUCUCAGUGUGGAGCGGUAUGCUCUGGUGUUUGGGGUAAACACAUUCAUUGCCUUAGCACUUCAGUCUUUACUCACAUUGAUUGUCGUGGAUGCCAGCGGGCUUGGGUUGGACAUCUUCACCCAGUUCCUGAUUUAUGCAUCUUAUUUUGCGGCUAUCUCCCUGGUGUUCUUGGGCAGUGGAUUAUACAGUAUUAUGAGAGCACACAGAAGACAAGAGCAGGUGCAAAACAGAUCUCCUGAAAGCUGUUAGUGCACUACACGAAGACUCUGUGGCUAUGUAUGAAGACAGAGGUCUGUUUUUAAUCCCUGCCUUUUCUUCCCAAGGCAGCCAUCUUGAUGGUACUUGAUCCACGUUUAUACUAUAUUAGUAGUACGCUUUAGAAUGUAAAUGUAUUAGGUCUUACUUAUGUAAGAACGAGUAUCUUCUUUCUAAAAUGCCUUUUGUUCUUCAGUUGCAUGUUUGAGAUGUGCAAUGAAGAACAAACCUCAAAAAAAAUGAAAGCCUUGGGAGGUUUUAGUCUAAGGCUCUGCACCUGGAGGGUGCCGUUGAAAAGGCAGCUUUAGGAUUGCCUGGUCAGCCACUAUUCUUUCUUAUUGUUAAGAUGCUGCUGCAUGAAGGGUGUGUUCAUAGACUUCUUUCUGCAGAGACCUGGGCCAAGGAGAGGUGGUGGCCUUAGGCCUGUGCUCUGCAGCAUAGUUCUCACUGUGCCUGCCCUGUGAUGCUGGAUGCUCUGUUCUGAGCACUCUCACACUUCAGUUUCUGCAUAUGCACAUGCUCGCUUGUACUUUCUGCUGUUUGUCUGCCAUCUCUGCUGUCAGAUCUUUCUACAGCCAAUAGUCUUACCUCUCUAAAAGCUUAACCGUGUCCUUGGGCAACUUGUGGCAGCACUGAAUUGCUGUCAGCAAUGCUACUUCUGCUGUGAAGGCCUGUGCCCAAGGGAAUGUAAAGCUAUAGGGGAACCCUAGAGGGAUCCAUUUACAAGUGGACUAGAUGCUAGUCUACAGAACCACUUGAUGUCCUUGCCUUUGUCCUCUAGGGUUGCAGAUUCUUGCAGUUGUAGGAGUCACUGAUCCAUAACCCUGACAGCUGGGCUGUCUCAGUGGAACAGUGGAUGUGAGUGCACCAUUGGAGGGGGAAGGUGAUUUGUAAGAUUUUUAAGCUGUUCUUUGUAACCUCAGAAUUGUGACUGCAGUUACUGUGUUUACUUCAGUUACUUUAUUUAACAGAAUGAACACCUGAGGUUUUGGGAAAUGCUGAUUAACUGCUGUCACUCCUUCCCUCUUUAAAGCACCUUUGUUUUUGGUGGGACUGCAUCCACUAGUUCUUCUUCAUCUUUCCACUUGAGCAGAAAGAACAGAAUAUUUGUGGGAGAAGUGGGUUUUUAUUUUCUUUUGUCUGGUCUUGACAAUUUGAGUCUUGCCUCAUACCUGGCUUUUAAUAUAAUUUAUUUGUUCCUUAUUGCUUUAGCACCGCCAAGGAGUUACUCAGAGCUGACCUAGACUUGGAUACCUGGGUACUCAGGCACCAUGACCAGCACAGCACUGUGGGCAUGUCCUGUAUGUUGUCCCUGUUGCUAUGUAGGUUGUGGUUUUAAGCAUACGGAAGAACUGGCAAGGGAGAACAUGUUGUACAGUCUGCUUCUUUUCCAUGCCUACUCCUUGUGCAGCUGGAGUUAUUCCAGUCGGCCUAAAGAGGCAACUUCAUUUUAUUGCUUGGUCUGUCUUGUGCUGUGGAGAACUCACCGUUUUUUCAUUUGUGUGAGCCUCAGUCUUAACCACACAAAGUGAAUGACUAACACGUUUGAGAUAUGUUCUUGGGGGUCUGUGGAGCUCUUCCAGGCUGGCUGCACAAGGAGAUCUCUCCAGAGCUUCAUAGUGCCAGCAGCCCACCUCCUGAAGUGUCUUCAGGGCUCAGCUGUAGGGACGCUGACACACAUAAAUUUAACUGCCUUAUCCUGAGAUAGAAACUUGAAGCCAUCUAUGCAUAUAUCCUGUUCUUUAAUGUAUUGAAAAAAAACUGAAGCUGUGAAGUCUAGCUAACAGGCUGCCUUGAGAAAGGAGUAGAAAGAGCAUUUCCUGUCCUUUGGGCUUCUUGGGCUGAUGGCAGCUGUGACAUGAGAUGAGGCAUGGAUACAUGGCACUUGUAUCAAGUGACUGAAAGAAGCAGCUUAAUUUUACUGUUUUUCUUACAGAGAAUAAAUAUUUGAUGGGGAGCAACCCAGUUAUUUAAAAAAAAAAACAAACCCAAAAAACAAAAACAAAAACCAAGUCAAAUAGCUAUGAGUUACAGCAGUAACAAUGACUUUUUUCCUACCAAAGUAAUGAAAUUGUGUGGUAACUGUAAUAGAGCAGCAUGCUACACUGUGUACAUCUUCAGGCCUGUCAAAGUAUGUAUCCGGAUGUCCUUAUGCUGUGCUGCUGGUGUGGUGAUGAGAUGCCAGUGGCUGAUUGCAGCUGUACACAGAAUUACUGAUGCCUAUGAAAUUCCAUAAGCAUGUUGAUGCUGUUGGGAGGACUUGUUCAGCUUGUUUCUAUUUGAAUAGAUAUUUUUGUUAAAUAAAACUUUUUCAGGAUA